Molecule: messenger RNA, 692 nt
Organism: Jaculus jaculus (lesser Egyptian jerboa)
Lineage: Eukaryota; Metazoa; Chordata; Mammalia; Rodentia; Dipodidae
Gene: Rarres2
Product: retinoic acid receptor responder 2
Exons: 6
Coding region: 109-591 (160 amino acids)
Biological process (GO): regulation of lipid catabolic process; inflammatory response
Molecular function (GO): signaling receptor binding
Source: RefSeq, a predicted model, not a curated record
GGCGAAGGCUCGCGGGAGGCUGACACCCCGCCAAGGUCUCGGCCGUGGAGGGUGAGGACAGACCCCGAAGACCCUGGGAAGGAGGGCCAGGCCAGUUGAGGUGAGGCCAUGAGGCGGCUGCUGGUCCCGCUGGCCCUGUGGCUGGGUGUGGUGGGCGCGGGCGGGGUGGAGCUCACCGAGGCGCAGCGCAGGGGCCUGCGGGUGGCCCUGGAGGAGUUUCACAAACACCCGCCGGUGCAGUGGGCCUUCCAGGAGACUGGUGUGGACAGUGCCGUGGACACGCCAUUCCCAGCAGGUACCUUUGUGAGGCUGGAAUUUAUGCUGCAGCAGACAAACUGCCGCAAGAAGGACUGGAGGAAAACUGAGUGCAAAGUCAAGCCCAAUGGGAGGAAGCGGAAAUGCCUGGCCUGCAUCAAACUGGACCCCAAGGAUAAAGUUCUGGCCCGGAUGGUCCACUGCCCAAUACAGAGGCAAGGGACCCAGGAGCUCCAGGAGCCCCAGUGCAGCAGGGUGGAGCAGGCUGGCGAGGACCCCCACAGUUACUACUUUCCUGGACAGUUCGCCUUUUCCAAGGCCCUGCCUCCCACCUGAGCCCUGGACAGACAGCUGCAGGCAGGACGCCGUGGAAGGAGCUCGGCUCCCAGGUGGAAGAUGCCAUUGUACCCCAGGCUAAUAAAGCUGUUCUGAGUGUU